Molecule: messenger RNA, 3257 nt
Organism: Elaeis guineensis (African oil palm)
Lineage: Eukaryota; Viridiplantae; Streptophyta; Magnoliopsida; Arecales; Arecaceae
Biological process (GO): protein phosphorylation
Molecular function (GO): receptor serine/threonine kinase binding; ATP binding; protein kinase activity
Source: RefSeq, a predicted model, not a curated record
UCCUUCACCCCUCACAGAUAGAAAGAUAGAACCUCCGGAGAACCGACCUUCUCUUCCCUCCCACAAAGCUCACCAUGGCUCUCUUCCUCUCUCUCCUCCUCCUCUUCCUCUUCUCUCCUUCCUCUGCUUCUCCCAACAAUUCCCUGAGUUCAUCUCUAAGAAAGCAAGCUUCCAUCUUGGUUUCCCUCAAGCAGUCUUUCUACACUUCAGACUUGUUACUCGAGAGCUGGAACAUGUCAAACCAUGCAGCCCUUUGCUCGUGGGCUGGUGUCCGAUGCGACGACACCAAGCGUUUAGUGGUUGAGCUCAAUGUAUCCAACUCAAACAUCUCUGGUUUCAUCUCCCCAGCAAUAGCCGAGCUCAAGAGUCUUCGUUACCUGUCAGUCGCCAGUAACAGCCUCUCGGGGGAGUUCCCACCGAUCAUCACUAAGCUCUCGGGCCUCCAACAUCUCAACAUAUCCAACAACCUGUUUAAUGGCACCUUGGCGUGGAAAUUCUAUACAAUGGUGGAGCUAGAAGUGUUUGAUGCUUACAAUAAUGACUUCUCUGGCUUUCUUCCUCUUGGCCUUUCUAUGCUACCGAAGCUUCGGCACCUUGACCUUGGCGGAAAUUACUUCUCAGGAGCCAUCCCAGCGAGCUAUGGUGAUUUCAAGGGGCUGAGCUAUCUCUCGCUCGCCGGAAAUGAUCUGAGUGGGUUCAUACCCGUCGAGCUCGGUAAACUCGGUAGUCUAGAACAGCUCUACUUGGGUUACUACAACGAGUUCGAUGGCGGUAUCCCGGCCGAGCUCGGGACGUUGGCCAAUCUAGUCCAUCUUGAUCUCUCCAGCUGUGGCUUGGAGGGCGAGAUCCCACCCCAAUUGGGCAAUCUCAAGAAGCUGGACACCCUCUUCCUGCAUGCCAAUCAGCUCAUUGGCAUCAUUCCUCCCCAGUUAGGCAACUUGAGCAGUUUGAGAUACCUCGACAUCUCAAACAAUGCUCUCACCGGCGAGAUCCCAAAGAAGUUCUCCCAGCUCCGGGAGCUCGUCUUGCUGCAUAUGUUCAUGAACCGGCUUCAUGGAGAGAUCCCAGAGUUCAUGGCAGAGCUGCCCAAUUUGGAGACCUUGAUGCUCUGGCGGAACAAUUUCACCGGGACAAUCCCUCCUGAGCUCGGGAGGAACGGGAAGCUCCGAGAGCUCGACUUGUCUAGUAACAAGCUCACCGGAGUAGUCCCGAAAGCACUCUGUUUCGGUAGGAGGCUGGAGAUACUAAUUCUUCUCAACAACUUUCUCUUCGGUCCCUUACCGGAUGAUCUCGGUGAAUGCACUACACUCUCGAGGGUUCGUAUGGGUCAGAAUUACUUGAGUGGAUCCAUUCCUCGGGGGUUUCUCUACCUACCGGAGCUGUCACUGAUGGAAUUGCAGAACAAUUAUCUUACUGGAGUGAUAACAGAGGACCCAACAAAGAAGCCUGCCAAGCUAGGCCAGCUGAAUCUCUCGAACAACAGGUUGUUUGGGCCUAUUCCAUCAUCCAUCGGAAACUUCUCGGCGUUGCAGAUUCUUCUUCUUGGCGGUAACCAGUUCACGGGGCUGGUACCACCUCAGGUGGGCCUUCUGAAUCACAUGCUGAAGAUAGAUAUGAGCAGGAACAACUUCUCUGGCACAAUUCCUCCUGAGAUAGGGGAUUGCCUCCUGCUGACAUACUUGGACUUGAGCCAAAACCAGCUCAGUGGACCGAUCCCGGCUCAAAUCUCUCGAAUUCGCAUACUGAAUUAUCUCAACGUCUCAUGGAACCAUUUGAACCAGAGCAUUCCAAAGGAGAUUGGAAGCAUGAAGAGUCUUACUUCAGUAGACUUCUCGCACAAUGAUUUCUCCGGUAGAAUUCCGGAAACCGGGCAGUUUGCUUACUUCAAUGCCUCAUCUUAUCUUGGCAAUCCUCAGCUCUGUGGAUCUGUUUCGAAUCCUUGCAAUUUCACGUCGACGUCUCAGUUCCGAUCAGACCGACAUGUCGGUGCCAGAUCACAACUCCCUGGAAAAUUUAAGCUCCUCUUCGCGCUGGGCCUCUUAACAUGUUCUAUUGUUUUUGCCACAACGGUUGUCAUCAAGACCCGGUCGAUGAUAAGAAGGAACUCAAAGUCAUGGAAGCUCACAGCAUUCCAAAAGCUAGAGUUUGGGAGCGAAGACAUCGUAGAAUGCCUCAAAGAGAACUACAUUAUUGGGAGAGGAGGAGCUGGAAUUGUCUACAGAGGAACCAUGCCAAACGGGGAGCAGGUUGCAGUGAAGCGGUUGCUGGGGAUAACCAAAGGGUCUUCACAUGAUAAUGGAUUCUCUGCAGAGAUACAGACUUUGGGUAAGAUCAGGCAUCGGUAUAUCGUGAGGUUGCUCGCAUUCUGUACUAAUAAGGAGACUAAUUUGCUUGUCUACGAGUACAUGCGGAACGGAAGUUUGGGAGAAGUACUUCAUGGGAAGAGAGGAGGCUAUCUCAAUUGGCAGAUCAGGCUCAGGAUUGCAACUGAGGCAGCGAAGGGAUUAUGUUACUUGCACCAUGACUGCUGUCCUCCCAUACUUCACAGGGAUGUCAAGUCCAACAACAUUUUACUGGAUGCAGACUUUGAAGCUCAUGUCGCAGACUUCGGCCUGGCGAAAUAUUUGAGGGACACUGGAGCCUCCGAGUGCAUGUCAGCCAUCGCUGGUUCUUAUGGCUACAUUGCUCCAGAAUAUGCAUACACUCUGAAGGUUGAUGAGAAGAGCGAUGUUUAUAGCUUUGGAGUUGUUCUAUUAGAGCUGAUCACCGGUAGGCGACCGGUGGGUGACUUUGGGGAGGAAGGACUAGAUAUUGUCCAGUGGGCCAGGAUGAACACAAAUUGGAGCAAAGAAGGGGUGGUGAAGAUUUUAGACCCAAGGCUGAUCAAUGUUCCAUUGGAGGAGGCAAUGCAGGUGUUCUUUGUCGGGAUGCUCUGCAUCCAAGAGCAGAGUGUCGAGCGACCAACCAUGCGAGAGGUUGUCCAGAUGCUAGAGCAGACGAAGCAGUUUUUCGGGUUUCAGUCACGCUGAUCUUCUUCAAUGUUUUAGAAUCACUGCAAUUUUACAGAGAGCUUUCUCUUGGUGCAUGGUAGGGAUUAUAAUGGGGUAGGGUCCUCAGCUUGUUAGGGGUGUUUUUUGUCAAAUUAUAUGUGCAUGGCUUUUAGAUGGUUGUUAGCUAGUGUACGUAAUGGGUGCAGUAAUGUGUACGCUCUGUCUGCUAAUUUUAUAUGUUACCUGAUAAAAAUCUCUUUGAUAAAU